AAGCGCUUUCCCAUUCCCGAGAGCCUCUUAAAUGACGCUACUGUACAACCUUACGUACACAACUGUCUUGUCACCCUUCAUGAAGGGAGACACAUCUAUCAAUUCUGUAUUUUUUUCAAGCGGCAUUGUCAUCUGAGAAUCAACACCCUUCUCAGCAGCGAUGACAAUGUAUUUCAAGGUGAUGCAGCUAUUACUAGGGUUGGCACAAGCGCCGGCUCUGUUGUAAACAUGCGAGGAAAGGACAAUGCGCUAGCCAACUUUAUCAUGCACAAGUGA
Messenger RNA from Suillus discolor, 276 nucleotides. RefSeq lists its product as uncharacterized. NCBI's taxonomy places the organism in Eukaryota, Fungi, Basidiomycota, Agaricomycetes, Boletales, Suillaceae. The transcript has a single exon. The annotation marks the transcript as partial. The record is from RefSeq and is a predicted model, not a curated record.